AUGGAAAACAAGAUAAGCACUACUAUUCUUAUCAACCGACGUAUGCAUUACAACACGACAACUCACCAUCAGCAAGAGUAUAAAAGCUGUAAAGUAGAACCAGAGAAAACAAAGGAAGCAGAGAAUAUGUUCAACUCAAUGUACCGUUACAUAUCUGUGAUAACGCUGCUGGUGUUUGCCACCAUGAACGAGAGCCAGUCAACUAAGUUAGAAGUCAUUAAAAAUAAACUUUGGAGGUCUCAAGGUGUUGAACAGAAAUAUGCUGAUUUGGUUCUCGAAAAAGAAGCCAAGAUUUUUCAAUAUGCAUAUAUGAUUAAUCAUAAAACAGGCAACGACACCACGAAAU
Molecule: messenger RNA, 346 nt
Organism: Trichobilharzia regenti
Lineage: Eukaryota; Metazoa; Platyhelminthes; Trematoda; Strigeidida; Schistosomatidae
Source: the annotation of a GenBank genome assembly